Racocetra persica is the source of this 165-nucleotide messenger RNA. Lineage: Eukaryota; Fungi; Glomeromycota; Glomeromycetes; Diversisporales; Gigasporaceae. The record is from the annotation of a GenBank genome assembly.
CAACCUUCUGUUGAAUAUAAAGCCAAGAUAAAAGUAACUUGGUUUUCUGUUACAAAAACUGUUCACGUUAAACGAGUAAAUAGCACCUCAGAUCAUUAUCAUACUAUCAAUAAAGUUAAUAUGCGAAAGUGUUCAAAAUUUAUUAAGGAGUUAAUAAGUGAAGAA